AUGGAUUUAUCCUCGCCGGUUGUCAGGAGUGAAGAUAUAUACAGGACCUAUUGGCUCUAUUGGCGUCUGUUGGGUGUGGAGGGGGAACAUGCGAUUCGGUAUAUACUCGAUAUCCUAAUCACAAUCUUUGUUACCUUCUGGUAUCCGAUUCAUUUGAUUGCCGGACUGUUUUAUGAGACAAAAUUGGGAGAUGUGUGCAAAGGUUUACCCAUCACGGCGGCCUGUUUAUUUGCCAGCUUCAAAUUUGUCUGCUUUCGCUGGAAACUGCAGGAAAUUAAGAGCAUCGAGGCACUGCUCCUGGAAUUGGAUCAGCGAGCUCUGACUGAGGAGGAGCGGGCGUUCUUUGAUCGAAACACCCAACGUGAGGCGAAUUUUGUGUGGAAGAGUUUCAUUGUCGCCUACGGAUUGUCGAAUACGGCGGCCAUAGCUUCCGUUCUAUUUGGCAGUGGUCACAAGCUGCUAUAUCCUGCAUGGUUUCCCUAUGAUGUUCAGGCAUCGGGACAGAUCUAUUGGCUUAGUGUGGCCUAUCAAAUUGCUGGCGUUAGUAUACAAAUUGUGCAGAAUCUGGCCAAUGAUUCGUAUCCCCCAAUGACAUUCUGUGUGGUUGCUGGACAUGUGAGACUCCUAUCCAUGCGUUUGAGUCGAAUGGGAUAUGAUAAUAAAUCAUCGAAAGAGAUGGUCGUCAGAGAGUUGGUAGAGAAUAUUGAGGAUCACAGAAAGAUAAUGAAAGUCGUUCAACAGCUGCGCAGCACUAUGCAUCUAUCGCAACUUGGACAAUUUAUCGCGAGUGGCAUCAACAUUUCCAUUACGCUCGUCAACAUUCUGUUCUUUGCGGAAAACAAUUUCGCAAUGGCCUACUACGGCGUUUACUUUGUGGCGAUGCUCCUGGAGCUCUUUCCCUGCUGCUACUACGGGACUCUGAUUGCUGUGGAGCUCAAUCGACUGACGGAUGCCAUCUUCUCCAGCAAUUGGGUGGGAAUGGAUCGCGGAUACUGUCGCACUCUGCUGAUAUUCAUGCAACUGACUCUGUCGAAGGUGGAGAUCACCGCGGGCGGAAUGAUUGGCAUUAGUUUGAAUGCAUUCUUUGCGACCAUACGAUUAGCUUACUCAUUUUUCACUGUGGUCUUGUCGUUGCGAAAAUGA
This is a messenger RNA of Drosophila obscura, 1143 nucleotides long. RefSeq names its product odorant receptor 33b-like. The record is from RefSeq and is a predicted model, not a curated record. Gene Ontology annotation, molecular function: olfactory receptor activity; odorant binding. Gene Ontology annotation, cellular component: plasma membrane. Bases 1 to 1143 code for a protein of 380 amino acids. The transcript has 2 exons. NCBI's taxonomy places the organism in Eukaryota, Metazoa, Arthropoda, Insecta, Diptera, Drosophilidae. Gene Ontology annotation, biological process: detection of chemical stimulus involved in sensory perception of smell; sensory perception of smell.